GAUGGAAGUUGGUGGAAUACGUACCUCUCGGAUCCGAAGGGUUGCCUGUUUUAGGGGAGGCACGGCCCGCGGGGCUGGACCCGACCCAUUUUCUUUCUGCACCUACCCGUUCAUAUCGACUGAGGGGUAGCUCCGAUAAGAAACACGGCAGGAACAAUCUAAUGCCCAGCCUGCCAGGGUCAUUCUAUUUUAACAUUUUCCAGACUUCUAUGCGUAGACAUUAUUGACUUAGAAUUUACAACUGCUGUCGAACAUGACCCCAGAAGAAUACAAACGUCGCGCUGAGGCGCUAGUUCCUAAAUUUCACUUUGAACGUAUAUUGAAUCAAGGCGCUGCCGGACGGGAAAUUACACUAUAUGGACAAGUCGACUCACAACCCGCCCUCCUCAUAUUGGAACGCGCCCCUUUCCCCGACGCAGAAGAGUACCUCUCCGCCUUGCCUUCUAAUCUACGAAGUAUAACGAAUUUGGGAAAUAAUGAUAUAUAUUCUUGGUCACUUGCGUCAGGUGGUCCGAUUCUCGAGGACAACGAGAAUGACAAAUUCGCCGACUUCAAGAUAUCCAUGAUCUGUCCUUGCACAGACAAGCACAUUAAGAAGCACAGCAGACAAGGCUUCCGCGUUGUCACGGAGACGCCAGAGAUCUAUCGUGACAAGGUGCGGCCGUACAUGCAAGUAAAUCGAGAGGAAGGAAGAUUGAACUGGGUUUUCAAUAUUAUCGAAGGGCGCAAAGAAACAGAAGAUGUCAUAUACAGAACGCCGUUGGGGAGAGACGGGGACGAAGGUUUCCUAAUGCUACCAAACCUCCACUGGGACCGAAAAACAAUCGAAGCAUUGUAUUUACUGGGUAUAGUCGAAAGACGCGAUAUCUGGAGCCUGCGAGACCUCAAAAAGAAACACAUUCCGUGGCUUAGACACAUGAAGGCCAAACUCAUAGACGCCACGGUCAAGACAUAUCCUCAGAUCGACACAGAUCAGCUGAAGCUGUUCUGCCAUUACCAUCCAACGUACUACCAUUUCCAUAUCCACGUUGUACACGUCAUGCUAGAGGCGACUGCUACCCAAUCAGUUGGGAAGGCGAUUGGGCUAGACAGCAUCAUCGAACAGCUCGAAUCCAUGCAAGGGGAUAGUGAAACUGGUAUGGAUAGUGUUUCGCUAAGUUACACGCUGGGCGAGGCAUCGGAUUUAUGGAUGGAAAUAUUCGAACCACUUAAGAGCGCUGGUAGAGCUUCUCAAUCUCAAUAACAAGGUCGUUCACGGCCGGCCCGUGAUUGCAAUCUGACCACUCUCCGCCAUCUCUAAUG
Molecule: messenger RNA, 1302 nt
Organism: Annulohypoxylon maeteangense
Lineage: Eukaryota; Fungi; Ascomycota; Sordariomycetes; Xylariales; Hypoxylaceae
Product: scavenger mRNA decapping enzyme
Exons: 2
Coding region: 254-1243 (329 amino acids)
Biological process (GO): deadenylation-dependent decapping of nuclear-transcribed mRNA
Cellular component (GO): P-body; nucleus
Molecular function (GO): hydrolase activity; RNA 7-methylguanosine cap binding
Source: RefSeq, a predicted model, not a curated record